CAUAUACUUUAUUUAUGUACACGGAUGUGUAGACGCGCUCACUAACUGUCUGUCUGUCUGUAUUGCUCACUAUCCACACACCUACAAGGAAACACAAACAGACGGACGGACGGACGGACCUGAGCCAGCCGAGUACAAAGGCAGUGUCCGAAUCACGUCAAUUAGCCAGCGACCUGCCAGGGACGAAAAAUAGACCGACAUCAUCUCGUAUGCACCCCAUCGGUCCAUGCAGCCAUCUCAUCUCACUCCCCUGCACCCAUCUCAGGUGUCCCCCAGUAGCACUUCUGGCGGAACCGUCUCCUCCGCCUCGACUGCUUCAUCGACUUCCAGCAGCAUGUCGUCCAUGUAAGCCGAUAUGUAGCUGUCCUCCUCGUCGCUUGCCGUGCUGAUGGUCGUCGGCGUGUCCACCAACGUCGGGUGAGACAGGUCCAAGGAAAAGCCUUCUCGCAGGGGGGAAUGCUCAUUCUCUAAGGCGGUGUGCCACGAGCUGACGACCUCCUCCCAGGUCCAGUUAUCGGUGUCGAAAUGGACGAUCUCCGCCAGCACGUCGAGGGAUGCGUUGGUCGGCAGUUCGUCUGCCUUUGGGAGGUAGGAGAUGGGCUGCAGGAGAAUCUGAUGCUCCUGGACCGUUCCGAGCGACGCCGCCAGCAGCUGCCGCACCGACCACUCAAAGGAUAGCCUCUUCGCCAUCUGCACCGCCACAAAUCAAAAUGAACUGGGGAUGGGAGAGGACGUGCAGCGUUCCUUCUCACCGUGUCGAGGCCGGUGAUGUUGACGUGUGUUAAUCGAAAAGAAAGCAGCGGUCUGCUUUCCUCCUCCUCGGCGCCGUCGUCCGCUUGCGUGGCCACGGCUUCAAGUCCCUCAGCAUCGUGAUGAGGCCGCUUCCUCGCUCCUCUCACCUUUUCGUCCACCCCAAACACUGCCGCGAGGAAGAUGAAGAGGAAGAGGAAGGUUGUUAAGAUGUUGGCAGGCAUCGUAGUAUAAU
This is a messenger RNA of Vitrella brassicaformis, 985 nucleotides long. Lineage: Eukaryota; Vitrellaceae. The record is from the annotation of a GenBank genome assembly.